Molecule: messenger RNA, 1331 nt
Organism: Balaenoptera ricei (Rice's whale)
Lineage: Eukaryota; Metazoa; Chordata; Mammalia; Artiodactyla; Balaenopteridae
Gene: C6H9orf85
Product: chromosome 6 C9orf85 homolog
Exons: 4
Coding region: 272-742 (156 amino acids)
Source: RefSeq, a predicted model, not a curated record
GAUUUUUCGCCGGGUUUGAGAAAGAGGCUUCGCGGAUGGGGAGGGAUAGAGACUGGGCUGAGUAAAAGACCUUUGCUGGAGCUGAAGGGCCGAAAGGUGUCCUUUGACCCCCGCGAGGAGUCACGUGGGCUGCCGGGGGCGGGGGCAGAAAUGCUGGUUAAGUUCCUUCCGGGUCGGAGGUGGAAACGUGAACUCCGUGGAGAUAGUUCCUGGUAUACUAGUCUUGGGUGCAUCUUCCUUGUCCCAGCGCGAGGUGGUUGUGGUUUCGGCGAUGAGCUCCCAGAAAGGGAACGUGGCUCGUUCCAGGCCUCAGAGGCACCAGAAUACGUUUAGCUUCAAAAAUGACAAGUUUGAUAAGAGUGUUCAGACCAAGAAAAUUAAUGCAAAACUUCAUGAUGGAGUAUGUCAGCAUUGUAAAGAAGUUCUUGAGUGGCGUGUAAAAUACAGCAAGUACAAACCCUUAUCAAAGCCUAAAAAAUGUGUUAAAUGUUUACAAAAGACAGUGAAGGAUUCUUAUCACAUAAUGUGUAGACCAUGUGCCUGUGAUCUUGAAGUCUGUGCCAAAUGUGGAAAGAGAGAAGAUGUUGUUAUUCCGUUUAAUAAAGAACCAGAAAAGACAGAAAAUGUUGAAAAUAAUCUACGUUCCAGCCACAGAAGAAGCAGAAGAAAUGAAGAAAGUGAUGAUGAUUUAGAUUUUGAUAUUGAUUUAGAAGACACAGAAGAAGACAAUCAAAUGGAUUGAUAUAACUAUAUUAAAAGACAGUUUGAAAGCAUGAAAUUCUGAACAACUUUGAUUUUGAGGGUUUAAAAAAAAAAUACUGUGGACUCCUAGUAAGGACAUUGGAAAAACCUAUAGAAAAUACAUGGACAAUGUGAAUUGAAUUGUGUAUGAUAUUUGAAUAGUGAUAAAGCUUUCAUCCAGAGUUUUCUUAUAAUACAUUUUUAAGUAGCAUAUGCUAGUAUAUCUGCCAAAAUGAGUAUUGGAGUAUCGUAUUGCAGUUCAUGGGAAUUAUUUAGAAGAAUAUACUAUCUAGUAUCAAGCAAGAUUCAGAAUUGAUGGUUGUAUAGAAAAUAUCUCAUGGAAAAAUCAGAUGACAUUAUUAUGUUGCUAGCCUCAAAAAUUGGUCCUCAGGAGGUACCUUUUGAAAGAUUGAUCUCAGGUUAAUGUCCCACAUAACAAAAGCCCUCUUGCUUUCGCUUGCUUGUUGUAAAGCAAAAUGUUUAUUGUUUUUUAAUAAUAAUGUUUAACAAGUAUAUAGCAGUUUUUCUUUGAAAGUGUUUUUAUGUAUCUUAUCAUAUUAUUUUUACCUUUUUUCACUUACGAAAUUUAC